UUUUGGUCGCGGUUUACCGAUUUCGGUUGUGAUCAUUGUGGAUCACAAAUGUAUAAAACUAGAUAAUUAUAUGUUUAUAUUAUGUAAUUUAUAAAUUUUUGUUGUGGACACUGGUUACAAUAAAUCGAUUAUCUAGUGAUAAACGUAUCAUAAAAUAUUCCAGCAUUCGUGUGCUGUUUAAAUAGUUAUACAAUUGAAUUUCUUGUUUUUAUUGUUUUUCUCGUUUACUUGUUCAAACCCGCAUUAUAAUUGUCAAUAUUAUGUGAAAAUCUAGUGAAUUUAUUGUAAAAAGUUUAAUACAUCAUGAUAACUUUUUUAAUCGAAUUCUGAAUAUAAAUGCAAACUAUAUGUAAAUUGUGAAAUCUUUGUAUUCAUCAAUUAUGGAUUUAAAACAAGGUUCAAGUACUGAUUGGUGUCAAGAUGAUUUUGAUCAAGACGAUAUCAAUAGACCGGGUCCUUCUGGACUAAAAGAUAAUACUGGCCAUUUUCUGAUUGGUGGAAUGAAGUUUAAAAAUAUUGACUUCAUUAAAGACACAUUUACCGAUGAUAAUAUUGUAUUAACUGAUACUAAUGGUCGGCCUUACGAUGUACUAACCAAUAGUGACAUGACUUCGAUGACAGUUCUUGAUAAUCAUCAACCAACAGAUUAUGGAAUGACCAAACAUCCUCAAACUGUGAUGUUACCAGAAUACACUAAUAUGUCUGAAGUGGCAACAUUGGUGUCAAUGCCAGAACAGUAUUUUCAAAAUGAUUUAUAUCACCUUAAGCCAAACAAUAUGCAUCAAGUGUCUAAUACACAUUCAGUUAUGGAUAACUUAUCACAUGAUAAUUCCUUAGUUCAAAUUGAUCAAUUAUCAUUUAUUCCCAAACAAACAAAUAAUUUUGUCAACAAUAUGGGUAGUAAUCAAGAUAUGAUUUUGGAAACUGGAAACAACCGGUUUUUAUUUUCAGAAAAUGGUGCUAGUUAUAUUGAAGUAACUUUGAAAGAAAAUAAUGUAUUAAGUAAUGAUGAAAAUGAAUAUUAUGUAGUUCCGCAGUCUAGAUCUGCUCAAGAUAAUCAUAUUGCUCAAAAAAUUGUGUCUAUGGAUGAUUUAAGCUUAUUAUCAUCUCCAAAAUCACACCAUAAUGUAGAAUUACUAGUAAAUCACGAGGAAUUAGUGGAUGAUAUAGAUACUUGUGAUAUAGCUGUUGUUGAUGAAUCUCAAAUACCACUCAACACUAGCAAUUUAAAAGAUAGAAUUGACGAAGGAUCUCAAAGUGUUUCACUGGAUGUUGAUCACCAUCAACAGCAUACCUCUGGAUUUCAAAGAAUGUCAAAAGAAACAAUUGAAAAAAUAGCAGAAGAAUUUGUUAGACAACCUCAAUGCAUUGAUGAAGAUAUAAGUAUAAACUUCAUAAGUAGAAUCAAUAAAAAAUCAACAUCUGAAAUAGAAUAUUGGUGUGAAGAUUGUAAUAAACUAUAUCAAAAUGAAUCCAACUGUCCAAUACAUCAAGUAAGUAGUAUUAUUGAUCUAGCUGUACAAACCAGAGCUAGAGCAUCAUUACCUGCUACACAUUUGAGAAUUAUGAAAAUUAAAACUGACGAAAAUAAGUUUGGUGUAUUUGCACGUAAAACAAUUCAAAAACGUACCCAAUUUGGCCCUUUAGAGGGUAUAAUUAUCAAAGAUGAAGAGUGUACUGAGGAACUUACCAAUGAAGAAUUUAAAUAUUUAUUAGAAGUUAAUAAGCAGUUCAGGCGUAUUGAUGUGUCUAGUGAAGAUAAUUCGAAUUGGAUGUCUUUCGUACGGCCAGCGAAAUCGAAACACGAACAGAACAUGAUCGUUGAUCAAAUUGGAGAUUAUCUUUAUUUUACUACGACAAGAGCGAUUUACCAACGAGAAGAGCUACUUGUUGGCUACAGCACAUUUUACGCUCAUAAAAGGGGUUUACAUUUAUUGCCUACAGGUUUAGAAAAUAAUCAUGGGAUUUCCCGAAAAACAUUCAAGUCAAUGAAAAUAACGCACGGACCAAACAAGCAGUCUGAUAGUUCGAAGAAUACCUCUAUGAACAGAGGAACUAUGAUGAAAACUUCCCCAAUAAGUUGCAAGCACAUGAAAAUAAGAAAACUAUCCAAUCGGUUUGGUAAAAACAGCACUCAGUGUAAUAUGUGCAUCAACGCACAGAAUAAUUCUAGAAAUGCGUUUAGAACGAAAUUGAGAUCGAACAGUUCUAUUAAAAAUAUUUGGGUAUGUGUUGCUUGUGAUUUAAAAUUCUUAAAGCGAGAAACGAUUUUAAUACAUAGCAAGUUACAUGAAGACGAGUUCGACGUCGAGCAAGUAACAUUAACCAACACUACUUGUCCGGAAUGUAGCUCUGAAUUUCACCAUGCUGAGGAGCUCAUCAAACACGUUUACGUGCACAGUUACGCAGAUAAAGAAUUGAUCCUGAGCGGGACAAUAUACAAUUGCUACCUAUGCGAUAGAAGAUACAGGAAUGCAAUUCACUUAAAGGCUCAUCAAACCAAACACAAAGAAAACGAGCUCAAACCGUACAAGUGCAAUAUGUGCGAUAAGCGUUUUAUGAACACCGUUGUCCUAACUUGUCACGUACGCACUCAUUUCGAGGGUGUAAUUUACGACUGUCCCAUGUGCCGCUUGACAUUUGUCGAUUUGAAAUCAUUAAGGGGACAUGUCUAUUCACACGCGGUGAACAAUAUCUUCUAUUGUCCAAUGUGUCCACUGCAAUUUAAUACGUACAAACUGAUCAGGAAGCAUAUCCGAGCCCGGCACCAUGGCAUUGAGUUUGGUUGCGAAUAUUGUAGCAGUUCAUUCAACAGCCGUUUCAAUCUUAACUUACACAUGCUCAAACAUUCGGACCAGAGAGAUUUUUUGUGCACUAUGUGUGGUAAGCAGUAUAAGAGAAAAGACAAAUUGAAGAUACACAUGAACAAAAUUCAUUUUUCUAAGAAAAAACCGUCAAAAACCCAGUUAAAAUUAGAAGCCAGGCUUGAAAAGAGAGCAAAACAAAUUCAGUUGAAAACUACGAAAUCUAUGUUAGAGUAUGAAAAUUCAGAAUUCAGAUGCGAAAAGUGUUUGGUUGGAUUUAAAAGAAGAGGAGUAUUUGUUAAUCAUCUAGUGUUAAGACAUCCGGAAAUAAAUCUCGACUCUGUUCCAUCGCUCAAUUUACCGGUUGUGGCUAAAACCAAAAUGUACAUGUGUCUGUACUGUGAUAAAAUGUACAAGACUAACGCCAAACGAAAAUCACACAUAAUCAAAAACCAUCCAGAUUGUGAACUUCCUGAGAAGCCAACUGACAAGACUGUUAUCAUCGACGACGGCCCGUCUGAUCCAGCUAGUAGCACUAACACGUCUCGGGUGCAUAGUUGCCAGUGGUGUUACAAACAAUAUAUGCUAAAGAAUAAACUUUUGAGACACCAACGGGCAAAUCAUUAUCACCUGUUGCCUCCGUCUCUUCAAGAACCACAGCCAUCGAAAAGGCUCGGAAAUAAAACUAAAAAAACUGAACAACCCGUAUUUGAAUCAAAUCAACAGCCGCAAACAGUUAACAUUCAGUUUACGGAUACCGACGGUUUUGAAUUAACGGCCACCGACAUACAGCUGGAUAAUCCGAUCGAACCGGGCAGCAUAAUAGCCAUCAAACGCCCUAUAAAAAACAACUCGGAGUUCGUGUCGCAAGCCAUGAGGGACUUGGGCAUAAGCACAGUGGACGACGUCCUGAACGAGGAACAGUACUACCGGAUACUGGACACGCAGGGAGACGUGGCUUACGCGCAACCCAUCGAUCCGACGAUCGCGCUACUCUCAUUCGACGGCCAUACCAUUCAACAGGUGCUGUCUUCGGGCGCCUCGGCUCCGGCGGCCGUUAGCCACUCCGCCACCGUUCCGCCGACGACCGUACAUCAGCACCAGUCGUUGCAUCCGAUCGCCGCUGCUCAUCCGUCCCAGGCGCAGCUGUUGUCGUCGUCGGACGUCAUCGCCGUGAGCACCGAGUCCGGCGUGAUCGAUCGUUUGAAGUUCUAGAUGAUGUGCGGUUAGGGUUAGUCGCCCUGUGGUAGGUCGGACGACGUUUUCGCGAACGUGAACGCCGAUCCCAGUGCUGCCGACGCGGUCCAACAAUACAAGAACGAAAUCUUCUUCUGUCCUCUUUAUUUUUUUCACUUCUCUUCCCCUCUCCCCAACUCCUUACGUUUGUCGAUCAGACGUAUUUUCGCUCUCGGCGUACAACAUCCGUGAAAGCGUUUUAUUUUAAUCGCUCGGUGACAAACUUUCUGAUUUAUGUCGAGAUGCGGCUAGUUCGCUCGACGAAUAUGAAUUAAUCCGCGAGUCGAAGUACGCAAGCGAGUUAACUAUUCAAAUGUUAUUUUUGUUUAUAAAAAUAUGCAUUAUGAGAAACUAUAUCGAACUAAACUCACUUUCCGUCAACAGUCUAAAUGCAUGUGUGUUUAUAUGUAUAUAUGUAUCGAUUGUGGUGUAAACUUUGUUCUUCCGACCGAAUUUACUUUCACGUACAAGAACACUUCAAGACGAUCGGUAUUCGUGUUAGUCCGCACUUAUACAAAAUCUAAAUUUGAUUUCACCAGUAUUAAGUUUAGAAUAAAUUAUAUCAUAUUGAUACCAUGAGAUAUAUUUUUUAUUUUUGAUGAAAUGUUUAUACUUCUUUUCGUCUGUUCAAAUAAUAUUAUUUAAAUAUUAUUUUAAGCCUCCUAAUCAUGAGUUUCUUGCACAUAAUUUGCGAUACUAUGGUUUAAUACGUAUAGAUUUUUCUACUUUUAAUUUGCAGUUUCACAAGUGCUCCUCUCUGUAUUUUUAUAAUUAGGUACUAUAAUACACGGUAUUAUUAUUUUAAUGUUAUCAUGAUUUCAAUCUCAUGUUCAAUAUCUAGUAAUUUUAAUAUUCUCUUCUUUUCCUUUUGUAUCCUAUUGUAUAACUUUUGAAACGUUGCGAUAAUGAAAACAUAACUGUAUGUAUUUAUUAAAACACUUAACUGGUUUUAUGCUAUUAAUAUAUGGCUAGUGUAGUAGUUAUGUUUACGUUGUCUAUCAUUCCGCAAGUUUUGAAAACGAUUAUGAAAAUGUAAUUACUUUGUAAUAACUUACUGAAUAUGUUUCGUUAUAAGAAAAUCUUAUUAGAAUAUAAUUUUUAUUUUAUAGAUAUUGUACUCAGCCUAUAUAUUUUAUAAUAUGUAUUAUAUUUAAGGGCUGGAAAUUUGAUGCAAAUGCAUCUUUUUUCCUAACGCCCCAACACGUAGUUCCGUAAGCAGAAAAUGUGUUUCAAGUGAUAUUGAUUACUUUAAUGUAGUUUUUAUUUUGUAUUUUUUUGCAUUUUAUGACAAAUUUAACUUUAAAUACAUUUUUUCAUAAUUUUUUUAGAGCAUUUUUUGCUAUUUUUUUGAGCAUUAAAAUCCCGGCCCUAACUAUAUUCAUGCGCUUGAAGCACUUUUUUGCGUAUAAUUUGUUAAUGUCAUAUUAUAAUUAAUGAUUUA
Molecule: messenger RNA, 5481 nt
Organism: Sipha flava (yellow sugarcane aphid)
Lineage: Eukaryota; Metazoa; Arthropoda; Insecta; Hemiptera; Aphididae
Product: PR domain zinc finger protein 10-like
Exons: 21
Coding region: 381-4019 (1212 amino acids)
Cellular component (GO): nucleus
Molecular function (GO): protein binding
Source: RefSeq, a predicted model, not a curated record